Messenger RNA from Caretta caretta (loggerhead turtle), 2555 nucleotides. The record is from RefSeq and is a predicted model, not a curated record. Lineage: Eukaryota; Metazoa; Chordata; Testudines; Cheloniidae.
CCGCGGUCGCUGCGUGGGGCUGACACGCCCCAGCCCGGGGCUGGCUCCGGGCCGGCGUCUCCGCCCCAUCGCCGGGUGGCGGCGGGGGGUUAAAAGCUUCCCCGUCGCACGGGCCGGCCCCAAACCCUCGGCUCUUCGGCCAGCACGGUCGGAGCGGCCACGCUGGAAAACCAAACCGCGCCGAGCUCAGAGCCGGACCGGCUCCUUGGGGCUCCCUCCGUGGGCCUGGAAACAGCAGCGCGCCGGUCCCCUGGGGGCUAGAGCCCCGGCGAGCGGGUGGGUCUCCGAGCCAGGGCUCCAGCCCGAGGUGGGACUGUCUACACGGCUACUUGUAGCCCUGCGGCGUGAGCCCAGUCACUUGACCUUGGCUCGGAGAUUCGCUGCCACAGGAUUUUAGGUUUUUUAGUUAUUUUUUUUAGCAGUGUAGAUGUACCCUUUGAGAGGCAAAGUUCAGUCCAGCCUGCUCUUCUUCCUUGCUGUGAAUCCCAGGAACUAAGGGGCUGUGGUAGGAAUGCUGAGAUGAGCCCCUGCCUCCAGCGCUAUAUUCAUCCUCACUAAAAUGGAGUCUUACCCAGCUGUUCCCCCAAUCUGGUCUGUGGAGUCGGAUGAUCCAAACCUGGCAGCUAUCCUGGAGAGGCUGGUGGAAGUCAAGAAAGGAAAUACAUUGCUUUUACAGCACCUGAAGCGGAUAAUCUCCGACCUGUGCAAACUCUACAACCUUCCCCAGCACCCAGAUGUCGAGAUGUUGGACCAGCCUCUGCCGGCAGAACAGAGCACCCAGGAAGAGGGGUCCUCGGAGGAUGAAGAUGAGGAGAUGCCAGAGGACACUGAGGACUUGGAUCACUAUGAGAUGAAAGAGGAGGAGCCAGUCGACGGGAAGAAGACUGAGGAUGACGGCAUCGGGAAGGAAAACCUGGCCAUCUUAGAGAAAAUCAAACAGAACCAGAGGCAAGAUUACUUAAAUGGCGCAGUGUCUGGCUCUGUGCAGGCCACUGACCGGCUAAUGAAGGAGCUCAGGGAUAUUUACCGAUCACCAAGUUUCAAGGGCGGAAACUAUGCAGUUGAACUAGUGAGCGACAGCCUGUACGAUUGGAACGUCAAACUCCUGAAGGUUGACGAGGAUAGCGCUUUGCACAAUGAUCUCCAGAUCCUCAAAGAGAAAGAAGGGAUGGACUUCAUCCUCCUAAACUUCUCCUUUAAAGAUAACUUCCCUUUCGACCCACCGUUUGUGAGGGUUGUGUCCCCUGUGCUCUCGGGCGGGUAUGUUCUGGGGGGAGGUGCCAUCUGCAUGGAGCUGCUUACAAAGCAGGGCUGGAGCAGUGCCUAUUCUAUUGAAUCAGUGAUAAUGCAGAUCAGUGCCACGCUGGUGAAAGGGAAAGCAAGGGUGCAGUUUGGAGCCAAUAAAAAUCAGUACAGCCUGACGCGAGCUCAGCAGUCCUACAAGUCCCUGGUUCAGAUCCAUGAGAAGAAUGCUAGCAGCUGGGGCAGAGCAGGACUGCGAAUAACAAACCCAGCUGGAUGGAGAACUCUCUCUCUGAAGAACUGCAGCAGCUCGAAGGAGCUGAAUGUGUAAUACCUUACUUGGCCUGAGACCGAGAUGAGUUACUGCUGACACAGUUCUCUCCUGUUUGCUGAAACUAUCCAUCUCUUCCUCCACCGCUUCUCAAAUGCAGGUGCAUGGGGCAUAUUACAGGGUGGGUUAAAUUUGGUACCCAGCUAAUUGAACCAUGUAAUGCUGCCACUAAAAACGGCUGUGUAGCAGAGCAAUAUCUGGGUGAUGCCUGGCCUAGCCAUCCUGGGGGUGCUUGUGGUCCCGCAGAACUAGACCAGGUAUUGCAUGUGCAGAGCUGGAGUGCUCGAGAUGGAGAGUAUUUUCCUGCCCUGUGCGUGCAGCAUGCAUACUGUGCAGUGCUUCAGUGUGGGCAGAACCUACAGGCAAGGCAUGGGAGGGGGGAGGAGACUGUCCAGCUGUCUAUCGCAGAGCUGCAUGGUCUCACAUGUGAGGCUCUUGUCACAUAGAAGGUUGCAGGAAUCUGGUGUGACUGUUCUGGGGAGUCUAGCUGUAGUAGUGGGGUGAGACUUGUCCCUCCCAUGGAGUCUUUGUUCUUGUUUCAGGCUGGUACACACCACCCAAGGAAGAUGGCUAGCACUGACAGCUGGCUGGGCUCUGCAGGACCACUUGGUUACUUUUGAACGCUGUACUUGGCCCGUAAGAUGCCCCUGUGGCUCCCUCCUGGGAUGUGAUCGCUCUGCCUGUUUGCAGGACAGUAAUGUCUGUCAUAAACUCAAAGGGGAAAACUGCGUAAUCAGUCGGACUGACAUGAAACUCUUGCUGGACCUUUGCUAGCAGGCAUCCUUAUUAAAACAAAACUCUUGAGCCUCUUGUAUCGCUGGAAACUUUCGACUCCGCUCCGGUCUAGAGCACCCUCCUCACCUAUGCUACGGAUUUAAUUUAUUUUCUUAUUUCAUGUACACUGCUUUUUUUGGUUACAGUGUAUGAUGGAUGUGUAUGGAAAAUGUAUCUUUGAAGAAAAAUUACAGUUUGUUAAUUUGAA